Molecule: messenger RNA, 1698 nt
Organism: Pogoniulus pusillus (Red-fronted tinkerbird)
Lineage: Eukaryota; Metazoa; Chordata; Aves; Piciformes; Lybiidae
Gene: PGAM1
Product: phosphoglycerate mutase 1
Exons: 4
Coding region: 112-876 (254 amino acids)
Biological process (GO): glycolytic process
Molecular function (GO): intramolecular phosphotransferase activity
Source: RefSeq, a predicted model, not a curated record
GGCGGGGCUGGGCGGGGCGGGGCCUCGCAGGUAGCGUCAGUGGCGCGCGGCAGCAGCAGCGCGAGGAGAGGGCGCGCGCGUACCGGCCUCCCGCAGCCCCGCUUCUCCGCCAUGGCCGCUUACCGCCUCGUCCUCGUCCGCCACGGAGAGAGCGCCUGGAACCUGGAGAACCGCUUCAGCGGCUGGUACGAUGCUGAUCUCAGCCCUGCUGGUCAGCAAGAAGCGCGGCGUGGCGGCGAGGCCCUCCGAGAUGCUGGCUACGAGUUCGACAUCUGCUUCACGUCAGUACAGAAACGAGCCAUCCGGACCCUCUGGACGGUCCUGGAUGCCAUUGAUCAGAUGUGGUUACCCGUUAUCCGAACCUGGCGCUUGAAUGAGAGGCACUAUGGGGCUCUCACGGGUUUGAACAAGGCUGAGACGGCAGCAAAGCAUGGUGAGGCGCAGGUGAAGAUCUGGAGGCGCUCAUAUGACAUCCCUCCGCCUCCUAUGCAGUCCGAUCACCCCUUCUACAGCACCAUCAGCAAGGACCGUCGCUAUGCUGAUCUGACAGAGGACCAGCUGCCAACAUGUGAGAGCUUGAAGGACACCAUUGCUCGGGCUCUGCCUUUCUGGAAUGAGGAAAUUGUCCCACAGAUCAAAGAGGGCAAGCGAGUCCUUAUUGCUGCCCACGGCAACAGCCUGCGUGGGAUUGUCAAGCACCUGGAAGGCAUGUCAGAAGAGGCUAUCAUGGAGCUAAACCUGCCCACUGGCAUCCCUAUCGUCUACGAGCUGGACAAGAACCUGAAACCUGUCAAACCCAUGCAGUUCCUAGGUGAUGAGGAGACUGUGCGCAAGGCCAUGGAGGCUGUUGCUGCCCAGGGCAAGGUCAAGAAGUGAGGGUGGGUAGGUUAGCACGUAGUAGAUAAGCCUCCCCAACUUUCCCCCACCCCUCUGUGCACACCCCUCACAGCCAUAGGAACUUGGAACUGCGGAACUGGAGAAGCUCCCUAGAUUAGGCCCAUUCCCUUGGGACCAGGCUUCCUUCUGCAGUCAGCCCGGGGCUCAAGGGUGAGGUGCCACAUAGGUGGGGGCCUGGUGUGAACUGGAGCCCUGGCGCUACCAGACCACAGCCAUGCACCUCUCCAUGCUGACAUCCUAACCCUUGGGCUCAGUCUGCAGGGGGAUGCCCCAAGCGAUCCCUCACAGUGCCAGGCUCCUCUGCUUUGCUUUCCUGACAGCUCUCAUCACCUGGUUACUGUAGUUUUGUCGCUUGACGUAGUCAUCCCUAGAGCAGUGGGGUAAGCAUGGCACAGGCAGCAACUGCAAUGGAUACCCAUCCCCUCACGGGUGUGCGGCACAAGGACCUGGAUGGGUAGCCAGUAGAAGGGUUGUAUUUUGGUGCAUGCAAUACAGCACCCGAGGGACCUAGCUCUGCCAGCCCCUGCUUUAACUUAUUGCCUUUGGAUGAAGGCAGGGGAGGGAGCAAGAGGGUUGUCUGGAAGUUCAUGUCCACCACAUGCUUCCCCCAGGCAAAGCCCACCUUAGUCCUGUUGGUGACACAGGUGGUGUUGUGCCCUAUCUCAUACGCGUGUGUGUUGCCCUGUUGCUGUGGCUUCCCCCUCUGCUGGUGCAGGGAGCCUGGCCUUGCCCAAGGCCAGCGUAACUGUCUGACAUAGCAGCUGUAUUGUUCCAGUUCAAUAAAGGAGUAAUGCGCAACAA